AUGGCCACUAAGGCCCGGCCGGCCUUCGUCGAAGAUUAUGACGAAGAAUCCCAUGCCACUCGACCUAACACUCGCAUGACUGCCAAUGCUACAGCCAACUCUGCUGCCAAAAUAGCCAGGUCGGAUCUAUUCCCAGAGCCGCUGAUCGACGGCGCAAGUGACUCAGGUUAUUCUAGUCGCACCGCUGCCACUGCCAACAGCACCCAAUCCGGCCCAUCAGGCGGACAAAGUCCCCCUCUUAGGGAGUCCAAACGGGGCGACCUCACCAGGAAGUCGUCAACCCGCAGAGAACGCAAGGAGGAACGAGUCAGACCGACGCGCGACGAGACAAUGGUUGGUGCCUAUUCGGGCGCCCAUCAUGCUCACGUGCCAAGGUCGUCGUCCAAGUCUCGUCGACGUGAAGCCUCUCAUGCCCACUAUUAUAACGACCCCUACUACGACCCUCCUCAGACCCAUUAUCAGUCCGAUCGCCGUCCCGUCGAAGCCCCCUUCUAUAUACCUCAGCGUCCCCCAGUUCCAGAAUACCCACAACAGAGUGCCCGAUAUCCUGCCGGUGUCAUUGAGAACAUUCACGUCAAUCACCCGAGUCGACCUAGUCGCUCGCACACCUACCACACCUACCAUUCCAACGGUCGACCCAUGAGUUUCCACGGGAUGCCACCGGCAAUGGGGUCGGGAAUGGCAUCACCAAUCUACAGUCAGGCGCCCAUCCACGCCUAUGACUACCAUGGAGGCCCUCCGCCAUCUGGCUCGGCCUACAUGCACAACCAAUACUCCUCCUCUCCAUACGGAGGUUCCUUCUACGCUCCAUCAGAGUAUGCUCCUCCAUCGGAAUACCGAGAGCGAUCUGAGUCCCGGCCCCGGGAGUCCCGCCCGCGUCGAUCCUCGUCGAUCUAUGGACACCCACCUCCAGUGGACUCAGGCGCCUACUCACCAUGGUACGACGACGAGCCCAUGGAGCGUCCUUUGGAGCGUUAUACCUCACGAGAGGCCUAUGGCCGUGCCGCAGCAGCGCACAGACAAGACCCGGACGAGGACUUCUACCGCAUGCCACCACCACCACCCCCUCCAAUGCCCAACCCAAAGGCCAAGGCUCCCCCACAGAUUCAUCAGGCGAGGCGACCUGAGGCACGCAAGUCCCAAACCACCACUGCGGUGCCUUCGCAGCGUCGUCCGUCCAGAGGUAUGGACCGGGGCAUAGACCGAAGCCUGGACAGAUUUGACAUGGGAGAUCUUGAAGCGGAGCUGCCUGUGGUGUCGGAUCGGUCUCAUCGUCGGAUAUCAAGGGAGGCUGCCCUGCCAGAGAGAGCGAACAGCUUACGGAGCAGCCACAGACGAUCUACGUCCUACCAGGAUGAUCGACGUGGGGCCCAGGUGGCGGUGGCAAGCUCUAGGCGGCGGCAGCCAACCUACUACUACAACGAUGAGCCACCCAGCAACGCGAGUGACAACCUAGAAGAUCGUGAGCGUGAAAUCGAGAAUUACCAAGCAGCACGGUCCGGCCGAAACUCGACUGCCAGCGUGCCUCUCUCCGCAGAGGCCAUACUCCCUAAGGCAACCACCAAUCGCCACGGGAGUGAGAGUGGCAGUCAGAAAAGCCGGUCCAACAGCAGCCGUGGCAGCGGCACUGGCUCAAAGACAGAAGAAGACAAGAACAUGACCCUCAUGGUGAAUGGAGUCAAGAUGGAAUUUAACCAAGAAACGAUUGCAGGGCAAUCCAUCAACAUUCGUGCUGGAGAGGCCCGCAACGCCUUGCGAUUGAACAUCGCUGGUGGGCCUCGAUCCAAGCAGUACUUGACUGGAUCUAACUCUGACUAUACGGGCGGUUCCAGCCGCCGGGACCCGGACGAGUCGAUGCGACGAAAUCGAGGAGAGGCCCGUUCGGAGCGUGCACUUCGCCGCUCUAGCCAGUCUACCUACGGCAGUACUCGCUAUCACUAA
This is a messenger RNA of Penicillium antarcticum, 1941 nucleotides long. RefSeq lists its product as uncharacterized. The transcript has a single exon. The record is from RefSeq and is a predicted model, not a curated record. The coding region runs from base 1 to 1941 and encodes 646 amino acids. NCBI's taxonomy places the organism in Eukaryota, Fungi, Ascomycota, Eurotiomycetes, Eurotiales, Aspergillaceae.